Molecule: messenger RNA, 393 nt
Organism: Mytilus trossulus (common blue mussel)
Lineage: Eukaryota; Metazoa; Mollusca; Bivalvia; Mytilida; Mytilidae
Product: myb-related transcription factor, partner of profilin-like
Exons: 1
Coding region: 1-393 (130 amino acids)
Cellular component (GO): nucleus
Source: RefSeq, a predicted model, not a curated record
AUGGCUGCAAAUGUGUCUUCAAAAACUACAAGAAAAAGAAAACUGAACUUCACAGCAAUUGAGAGCAAUUUGAUAAGUGAGCAGGUUACAACCCAUCCCCCAGAGGUUACUAAUGCCAAGAAACAGGAAAUGUGGCAGGAAAUUACAUCUAAAGUUAAUGCAUUGAGGGUGUAUCUCAGAACAGAGACAGAGGUUCGAAACCGUUGGAAAAACCUGACCCGUGAGGCCAAGCAAAAAAUUACUACAGUGCAGAAGGAAAGAACACAAACUGGUGGUGGUCCUCCUCCCACCCAACCUUCCCAAGCAGAGGAAAACAUUAUAAAUUGUAUGAGGGACACUGCCUAUUUCCGUGGAGUUCCCGGUGGUCAGGAAACUGUAAUUAAGGGACCAUAA